AUGGAUGACACUGCAGGUGACACUAGAAAUGACACCACAAAUGGCAAUAUAUGUGGGACCACACAUGACACCACAGGUGACACCAUAGAUGGCGUCACAGAUGACGCCAUAGAUGACACGAUAUGUGGCACCUUAGAUUAUUCCAUAGAUGACGCCGUGGAUGACACUACAGGUGACAUUACAGAUGACACCACAAAUGGCAACAUAUGUGGGACCACAUAUGACACCAUAGAUGACACCACAGAUGGCACCAUAGAUGACACCACAGAUGACACCGUAGAUGAAACCACAGAUGACACCGUAGAUGAUCAUGGUAGUAGUGGUUGUAGUAGUAGUAGUAGUAACAGCAGAAGAAUGGAAAGAGAAAUGAACAACAUUUGUAAUCGUAGUAGUAGUAGUAGUAGUAGUAGUAGUAGUAGUAGUAGUGAGAGAAAGGACAGAAUGGGGGUAUCACGUGGGGGAAAUGUGGGUGAAUGUGAGAAAAAGGCAAAUGUUGGUGAAUCUGCGCAAGUUUACUCCCCUACGAUGGGCGAGUCCAUGUUACCAGCUGUUCGUACUCGCAGCGCCUGGGUGAAUGAGGCCCCAGUUGUAGUAUCGCCAGACGCCAGUUGA
Messenger RNA from Macrobrachium nipponense, 612 nucleotides. Its product is annotated as dentin sialophosphoprotein-like. The transcript is spliced from 3 exons. The record is from RefSeq and is a predicted model, not a curated record. Lineage: Eukaryota; Metazoa; Arthropoda; Malacostraca; Decapoda; Palaemonidae. The coding region runs from base 1 to 612 and encodes 203 amino acids.